Cyprinodon variegatus (sheepshead minnow) is the source of this 4893-nucleotide messenger RNA. RefSeq names its product metabotropic glutamate receptor 1-like (gene grm1b). The transcript is spliced from 10 exons. The record is from RefSeq and is a predicted model, not a curated record. Gene Ontology annotation, molecular function: adenylate cyclase inhibiting G protein-coupled glutamate receptor activity; G protein-coupled receptor activity involved in regulation of postsynaptic membrane potential. Gene Ontology annotation, cellular component: postsynaptic density membrane. Lineage: Eukaryota; Metazoa; Chordata; Actinopteri; Cyprinodontiformes; Cyprinodontidae. Gene Ontology annotation, biological process: G protein-coupled glutamate receptor signaling pathway; regulation of synaptic transmission, glutamatergic. The coding region runs from base 326 to 3844 and encodes 1172 amino acids.
AGGGGGCAUCAGUGCAGAUAGAAAAACAGAGAGAGGGAGUCAGUCUCACUGUGAUCUGUUGGUGAGAAGAAGCUGGGGUUCAGUCUGGCUGCAGCACAGGAGACACAGAGCCCGCAUAACAGAGCUGCCUGUCGCAGGUUGCUGUCCAAGGUGCUGAAACUAAAAAGCUUUCCCUUGUGACAAGAAACUUGAUGCCAUCCAGAACUGUCAGGUCAAAAGCAAGGACGAAGGUUCCACUUCAUUGAAGAGCCCAUUGUAUCCAGAAGGGAUUAAUGGACCUCUAUUAUGGCCCAAAGGACAUAAAUCUGAGCCCAUCCCUUAUACAAUGACAAACAUGAUUUACCUGACUGUAAUAAGCAUUUUGUAUUUGCCCGUUUUACUCUUUGAGGCAUUUGUUUUGUCCAAAGGAAAGUAUGAAAGGUCAGUUGUCCCAAGCUCUGCCUCUCGUCUCGUGGCGCGAAUGGACGGGGAUGUUAUAAUAGGCGCCCUGUUUUCUGUUCAUCACCAGCCAUCAGCAGAGAAAGUGGCAGAAAGGAAAUGUGGAGAAGUCCGUGAGCAGUAUGGCAUUCAGAGAGUGGAGGCCAUGUUCCACACCCUGGAUCGAAUAAACUCUGACCCCAACCUGCUACCAAACAUCACCCUGGGUUGUGAGAUCAGAGACUCCUGCUGGCAUUCCUCUGUUGCCCUUGAACAAAGCAUAGAGUUUAUACGAGACUCUCUCAUCUCCAUCCGGGACGACACAGAGGGCUCCAAGUGGUGCAUUGAAGGAGCCCCUUCCAGUCAACCGCCUCCAACCAAGAAGCCCAUUGCUGGAGUCAUUGGACCUGGCUCCAGCUCAGUUGCAAUUCAAGUCCAAAACCUUUUGCAGUUGUUCAACAUCCCGCAGAUAGCAUAUUCUGCAACCAGCAUUGAUCUUAGCGAUAAGACAUUAUUCAAGUACUUCCUCAGAGUUGUGCCCUCAGACACCCUACAAGCCAGAGCGCUGUUGGACAUUGUCAAACGAUAUAACUGGACCUAUGUGUCUGCAGUACACACAGAGGGUAACUAUGGGGAGAGCGGGAUGGAAGCGUUCAAAGAGCUCGCCUCGCAGGAAGGCCUCUGCAUCGCUCAUUCUGACAAAAUCUACAGCAAUGCUGGGGAGAAGCACUUCGACCGGCUGCUCAGAAAGCUGCGGGAGCGUCUCCCCAAAGCCAGAGUUGUUGUCUGCUUCUGUGAAGGCAUGACAGUCCGCGGGCUGCUCAUGGCUAUGCGGCGGCUGGGAGUAGCAGGAGAGUUUCUCCUAAUUGGCAGUGACGGCUGGGCAGACCGCAUUGAGGUGGUGGAGGGGUAUGAGCAUGAAGCCGUUGGUGGCAUCACUGUGAAGCUGCACUCUGAAGAGGUCUCCUCCUUCGACAGUUACUUCCUGAAGCUCAAGCUCAGCACAAACACCCGCAAUCCAUGGUUCCCAGAGUUUUGGCAGCACCGCUUUCAGUGUCGCCUUCCUGGACACCCACAGGAGAACCUGAACUAUGCAAAAAACUGCUCAGGUUAUGAAAGUCUUGAAGAUAACUAUGUUCAAGACAGCAAGAUGGGCUUCGUCAUCAACGCCAUCUACGCCAUGGCGCAUGGUCUGCAUGACAUGCACACUCACCUCUGUCCUGGCCAUGUAGGGCUGUGUGAUAACAUGAAACCCAUUGACGGGAGCCACUUGCUGGAAUUUCUCCUUAAGACAUCUUUCACAGGAGUAUCUGGGGAAGAUAUAUGGUUCGAUGAGAACGGAGACUCACCUGGAAGGUAUGAGAUUAUGAACUUCCAACAUGUGGAGCCUGGAGUUUAUGACUACAUCAACAUCGGCUCCUGGCACGAGGGCAUGCUGAGCCUCGACGACGAAAUGUUCCAGAUGAACAGCAGCGACAUGGUCCGAUCCGUCUGCAGUGAGCCCUGCUCCAAAGGAGAAAUCAAGGUUAUUAGAAAGGGGGAGGUGAGCUGCUGCUGGAUAUGCACCCCCUGCAAAGACAACGAAUAUGUGCAGGACGAGUUCACCUGCAAGGCCUGUGAGCUGGGCUGGUGGCCUGACAAAGAACUGGAGGGUUGCGAGCCAAUCCCUCUACACUACUUGGAAUGGAGCAAUCCAGAGUCCAUCAUCCAGGUUGUCUUCUCCUGUCUGGGAAUACUGGUUACAUCAUUCGUCGCCUUCAUCUUCGUCCUAUACCGUGACACACCUGUGGUAAAAUCCUCCAGCCGGGAGCUCUGUUAUAUCAUCCUCGCAGGAAUCUUUCUGGGAUACCUGUGUCCUUUCACCCUCAUAGCGCGACCGACGGUGGCUUCCUGCUACCUACAAAGACUUCUCGUUGGGCUCUCUGCAGCCAUGUGCUACUCUGCCCUCGUGACCAAAACAAAUCGCAUUGCUCGCAUCCUGGCGGGCAGCAAGAAGAAGAUCUGUACCAGGAAGCCGAGGUUCAUGAGCGCAUGGGCUCAGGUGGUCAUUGCCUCCAUUCUGAUCAGUCUUCAACUGACUUUGGAAGUUACUCUCAUCAUCAUGGAGCCUCCUGAACCAAUCAAAUCCUACCCCAGCAUCAGAGAAGUCUUUCUGAUCUGCAACACCAGCAACCUUGGCGUUGUAGCUCCGCUGGGAUACAACGGUUUGCUCAUUAUGAGCUGCACUUACUACGCCUUCAAGACCCGAAACGUUCCCGCUAAUUUCAAUGAAGCCAAGUACAUUGCCUUCACCAUGUACACCACAUGCAUAAUCUGGCUUGCAUUUGUGCCGAUCUACUUUGGCAGCAACUACAAGAUUAUAACCACUUCCUUCUCUGUAAGCCUCAGUGUGACUGUAGCUUUGGGGUGCAUGUUCACGCCAAAAAUGUACAUCAUCAUUGCAAAGCCAGAGCGGAAUGUGCGCAGCGCGUUCACCACGUCGGAUGCCGUGCGAAUGCAUGUCGGAGAUGGCAAGAUCGCUUGCCGAAGCAGCAGCUUCCUCAACAUGUUCAAGAGGAAGAAGAAUGCAGGAAAUGGCAGUUCUAAUGGAAAGUCUGUGUCAUGGUCUGAACCAGGUGCAAGACAUCCUCCCAAAGGGGAUCAUAUGUGGCACAGACUGUCAGUGCAUGUGAAGAGACAGGAAGCAGGUUCCAAUCAGAUGGCUGUCAUCAAACCCUUAACUAAUACCUACCAAAACACUGCCCGGGAAUUCUCCGACCUCAGCACUAAAACUUUAUAUAAUGUGGCUGAGGAGGAUGAAAAUGACCCACUCACUUAUAGCUCCCCCACCACUCCCCCAAUGAUGGCCCACGGGCAGAUGCCAGCCUGUGACAUGACAAAAGAGACAGACGAGGACAUGGAGCUCUACACCCCUGAGCAUCUCCAGCAAAAUAGCAUCGUCUCUCAUCAUGGCAUCAUGGAGCACCUGCAGGAGGAGACUGUUCUGAGUAACUUCAACAGUGAUAUUCAUGAGCUGGGUGAUGAUGUCUGCAUGCCUCAGGCUGUGUCAGGCAUGCCAGUGUACCACCAGGCUCACCUGAUCCAGCAGGAACCGAUCCUGCCUGUCCAUCUCGACCCAUUCGAUGAGGAGCCUGUCUCCCCGUUAGAAGAGGAAGAGGGUAUGGACAAUGAGCAGUUUGGUCUUCUUCAGGGCUACAUGUACAACAACGCCCAGAUUCACGACGACGAGGACUUGUUGGAGGUCAAAUUAGCGAUGGAGGACUCAGUCGCCCUGAUGCCUCCCUCCCCUUUCCGUGAUUGCUCUGGUACCCCUGUAAGCCCAUUUCCCAACUCCCCAGUGUCUGAGUCCAUCUUGUGCACACCCCCAAAUGUGACCUAUGCCUCCGUUAUUCUUGGAGACCGCAAGCAGAGCUCCUCAACUCUGUGAGUUAAUGCCCUAUAUGUUCUGCUAUAUGUUCAAGUUUACAUUGACAUGCGCUGUAUGUGAUUAUAUAUGUAAGGAACAAGUUACUGUAUAGUUGUUGUAACUCAAUAGCUUUUACCUAAGUUCAGACAUUUUUUUCAAGAAUUUAAUAUAAUGUAUGCAGUAGUAAAGAUUUUGGUUCUUGCAAAGAUGCUGUAUAUUUCUAAUAAGAUUUCACUUAAUUAGACUCCGCCUUUAGUUGACAAUUACAUAAGAUUGCCGGUGGAUGCAAGUACAGUAAAUUUAUUUGUUUGAAAAACAGAUUUCUAGUCAUUCAUGACUAUAGUUUCAGUAUAAGACAACUUACUUUGACAGUUUGCUAAUAAAAUGUGUCUUGUGUUUACACAUUAAUUCUGUCCUCAUCAGAUAAAAGGAGGACUCAAGCAGGAGUUUGGUGUAAAAUCGCUAUUUUUUUCUGUUACUGUAGAAUUAGAUGAGAUGAAGAACAAGCUGCUUAUGAGUGUAAGUGCUUAGCAUAAAACCAGACAAAAUCAUAGUUUAACUACAAAAUGGCAAUAGCCUGUGGCUUCAAUCUGUCACAGACUUUCUCUAAUGCAAUGAUUACAUUUUUUUUACUCCAUUUUUAAAAUGCCCUUUUCAGUACUUGUGAGCUUUUAAGAUUCACUCCCUAAUUAUAAACAAUGAUUCUGUUUGCCUCUUCAAUCACUCACCCAUUUUGUACCCACAUGUUGCCAUUAUAUGCCCUUUGCACCCAAAGUGUUGCAGAUUUUGUAUAGUUUUGUAUUUUUGUAAUCAACAAACAGCCAAAAAACAAUUUUUUUCACAUAUAAUCUUACUUAAUUAUACUUUACAUUAAUUUAUAUUGUUUCUUAUAUCAAUCUGGAUCACUGUACUAGUAUGAAAUAUUUCAGAUUAUGCCCUGAUAAAACCAAAAGCAAUACCUACUGUAACCUUUUGUGGGUAGAAAUUAUACAACAGACUUGUGUUAUCACAUUUCUGUGCAGUAGGUUAGAAAUUUUUACUCAUUGGAAAAGGGAAUAAGUUGUUCUUAA